AUGCUGCGCUUCCGUCAGUACUUCAAAAUGGCCGAAACAGCUUCAAAGAAGAUCAAGACCUCGUCUCCCUUGAUUGGGACGCACAAUGGGCAUUUCCAUGCCGAUGAGGCGUUGGCCGUCUAUCUCCUCCGACUCCUCCCUAAUUAUGCCUCCUCCCCACUAGUCCGGACUCGGGACCCGGCCAAGCUGGAGACAUGCCAUACUGUGGUCGAUGUCGGUGGGGUAUACGACGCCGCCAUCAACCGGUAUGAUCACCACCAGCGGACUUUCUCGACAACUUUCCCGCAGCGCCUCACCAAGCUUUCAUCCGCGGGGCUGGUGUACAUGCAUUUUGGCCGAGCCAUUAUCGCCCAGCACAUGUCGUUGCCGGAGGACCAUGCCGACGUCAACCUGCUGUACGAGAAGCUCUACACCGAUUUUAUUGAGGCCAUUGAUGCCAAUGACAACGGCAUUUCUGCCUAUGACCCCGCGGCGGUGGCCGCCGCCAACCUGGAGAAGCGGUUCAAGGACGGGGGCAUCACCCUCGCCUCCUUGGUGGGAGACAUGAACAACCCAGACCCGACGAGCCCGCCGGGCGAGCCACAAGACGAGGAUAGUCUGUUUGGCCGGGCAAGCACACUCAUCGGCAAUGCAUUCACUCGGAAGAUGCAUCAUGCCAGCACCUCAUGGCUGCCGGCCCGCACCACUGUCGGCUCCGCGUACCGCACGCGCACCGAGGUUCACCCGUCGGGCCGCAUCAUUGUGCUGCCGCAGGGUGGUGUUCCCUGGAAGGAACAUCUGUACAACUUUGAGGCGGAGGCAUCGGGCGACAAGGGGACCGACCCGGCGGCACAGGUAUUCUACGUGCUUUACCCCGAGAAUGCGAUGGAGGGUGCCAAGUGGCGCGUACAAUGUGUCUCGGUGGCCGAGAGCAGCUUUGAAUCUCGAAAGCCCCUCCCGGAGGCCUGGCGCGGUGUCCGUGAUGAGGAUCUGGACGGGGUCAUGGCCGCUGAGGCUGAAAAAUCCGGACAGCCCAAGACCCCCGAAGGCGCGGUCUUUGUCCACGCUAGCGGAUUCAUCGGUGGUCACAAGACAAGGGAGGGCGCGAUGGCUAUGGCUGUGCGAAGCCUCGAACAGUAA
Molecule: messenger RNA, 1119 nt
Organism: Penicillium alfredii
Lineage: Eukaryota; Fungi; Ascomycota; Eurotiomycetes; Eurotiales; Aspergillaceae
Product: MYG1 family protein
Exons: 2
Coding region: 1-1119 (372 amino acids)
Cellular component (GO): cytoplasm; nucleus
Source: RefSeq, a predicted model, not a curated record